This is a messenger RNA of Triticum dicoccoides, 5398 nucleotides long. RefSeq lists its product as uncharacterized. The record is from RefSeq and is a predicted model, not a curated record. The coding region runs from base 2438 to 5266 and encodes 942 amino acids. Lineage: Eukaryota; Viridiplantae; Streptophyta; Magnoliopsida; Poales; Poaceae. The transcript is spliced from 2 exons. Gene Ontology annotation, molecular function: zinc ion binding.
UUGCCCUCUUCGGCUUUCCUCUCUCAAACUCUUCUGUAUGAACUACAUGUAUGUCUAUGGAUUUCUGUAUGAUUUGUGACUACAGAAUGGUGGCUUUGGCUUUAGUCGGCCAUUGUAUUCCGUUAGAUGAGUUAUCUCCACGCAACUAGAUAUUUGUUCACUGGUACCCCAUGUGUCACGUUGGUGAGCAGUCAGCGACUGCGGCGCAUAAGCAGUCCAUUAUUGACGAGUUGAAAAGUAUUUCUGUUUCCUUUGUUUCACUGUAACCGUGAAAUAAUAUGUGCAAGUUUUUUUCCUGAGGAAAGGCCAUCAUGACUACCUUUGUUGAUAAAUAACAACAGUACAUCCUUAAGGAGGUUGGUCAAGAUAAAACCGACGGGCUCAUUGACCCAAUUAAUUACAAUCAAUCCUAUUCUCAAAACAAUACCUGACAAUCAUAUGAGCUAUCUCAUUAGCAUUUCUAUGACAAUGACAAAAAAUAGCCUUCCCUAUUAUAUUAAUCAGUCUAGAAGUCCGCGUAGACAGUCUGUUUUGCAAGUUUCAGUUACCUCUGUAGAAUCUGACUUGUUCUUAUAAACAUCUCUUAGCAUGGAUGUUACAUUAGAAAUCAUUUUGGAAGCAAAUAAGGAUUCAUUUCGAGAAGUGAUAUAUAGGAGAAAGCCAUCUUCUUUUCAAAAAAAGAAAGCCAUCUUAACAAAAAAAUUAAUCAUGGUCACUUUUCUCACAUAUCAUCAGGACCUAAACCUUAUCAAAGAAAUUAAUCUUAUUAGGCCAUGAACAUAUAUAUACAAACCUUCAAUUUCAAAUUUUAAUUUUACUUCUAUUGAACAUUCUUUGAAUGUUAUUUGCUUUACGCACCAUGUGUGGUUGGUUGAUCUUUACAGAACUGCAAAGCUCUUCUAGCCAGGUAAACAAAACACCGUCAUGGGUGAUUAUAAUUUAGUGGUGAUAAUACCUUCAGAUUUUCUUAUUCUGAUUUUUCUGUCCAUGUUCCAUCGAAGAAACUAGCACAUUAUUCUUCAGUGCAUGGGAGACAGACUUUUGAUGCUUUGACGAAUUCUAAGUUGGUCCGGUCAUUUCACUACCGUGGUUUCAUGAGUGCGAUGAUUUCCAUCCUUUUAGCUGGCUGCAGAAUAACGCAGCCCAAACUUAUCCACCGGGAAUAGGUGGUUGGUCCUGAAUGACCAAUAUUUCAAAGUUUGAUUUUUAUUUUGCGUGGAGUGUAAUACACAAGAGAUCAGCAUCAACCUUGGAGUUGCUCCAGGAAGUUUGUCCUGCUCUAUUCAAGUGGAUGUGGCUCGUCCUGUUUUCAAGGUGGUAAAUACAACAAUGGCAUUGGCGCCUAGCAAGUUCGUCCACCUGAAGUACAUGAGUAUUGAGUAUUUAGUAUUCAUGGGGCCUAUGAUUAUUUUUCUCCGGUUUCUUUCCUUGCUGCCCCUCCCACCAUGAAGACAUUCAUACUCAAUGUAGGUCACUAUUCAUUCUGCAAAUAUUUUUGAAUGCAUUCAUCCUGGAAAUAUAACAAGUCUAUUGAUCUGGCUACCAUCCAUUGAUGAAUGAUUUUUUUUCAAAACUAUCACCUUCUUUAUAGCUAAUUCGGGAACUAUAGUACCCAUUGCAAAUAUACCAGAAAUAUGACCCUGUCGGUCUCGUGGUGGUCGAAGUGGUAGUUUUCGGCCAGAACUAGGCCGAAAAGGACUUUUCGUCCAGCUGUAGGCCGAAAUGAACCUCAGUUGGGCCGAAGAGGUCUCGUCGGUUGGGGCUGGGCCGAAAAUAGUAGCUUCGGCCAGGCCUAGACCGAAGUGGGCCGUUUUCGGCCAGCCCGCAGCCGAAAAGCUUUUUGGCCAGGCGUAGACCGAAAAGGUCUGGAUAAGGCCAAUCCCGUCGUCGCCUUCCUCUUCCUGCUCGCCUCUUCUUUCUCUCGUUCCUCUCGUUCUUCUUUGUAGAGCUCCGGUCUCCUCCCUGAUCUCCUCCAAUUUGCACUCAUUUACACAACCAAGGCACAGAAUAGAUAGAUCAUAGCAUUCUCCACCGGCCUAUGGUGUUUUUUUUGUUAUGGGAUAGUUUUUUGUGCGCUUGGGGGAGGAGCCAUGGUUGGGUGGAGGAGGUCCGGUUGGGAAGGAGGUGGUGGCGAGGAGGAGCAGCAGCUGUGGAUGAGGAGGUGGUGAGGAGGAGCAGCAGCUUGGGGGGUGACCGGAGUUGAACCUCCGGCCGUCGAGUGGGUGGCGCUGCCGUUGUCCGGUGGCCGGUGCCGGUGACCGGAAGAGACGCACGCUUCGAAGGUAUAACCAUGGCGUCACAAAUUUUCUCUAAAUUGUAUAGUUUAUUAGUUAGUGUUAAUAUGUUUGUGGUGGCAUUUUAGCGCGUAGUCAGUGUAGCGGGUAAUAUUAGUGUUCGUUGUGAUUAAUGAGAAGAUGACAAUGUCUGACAGGUGAAAAUGUCUGAAUCAGUAAAUUUGACUGUUUACUACGGCGCUGGUAACGUUCGAUAUAAUGAGUUGGGAGUUGAUCUUAGCGAGUUUAAAAAUGGCGUCAUGACACUAGCAGACCCGGACAGACUGGACAUUAGACAGUUGAAGUACUGGUUGACAACUAGUUUCGAGCUUGAUCCUGAAGUAUGUUCCGUCAGUAUUCACGCAUUGUGGACCAAAUCUUGUAAAAAUGUCAAGUGGGAGUUGAUGCCGGUAGAUAGGAGCCAACAUUGGUUGUCCUUGUUAAGACGCUGCCGAGACCGAAGAAUCCACCCAUAUGUACUUGUGCAACCUGUGCCGAAGGAGGAGAAUGCUGUACAACUCCACAGGGGGUAUGAAACCGGUCAGGGCAGUGAAGUGGCGACCGAGAUUGUUUUAUCCGGGUCACAGCCACAAGAUGUGUAUGCUAGCCAACCCGAGAAAGAGUCGGAGUACGUGCCACACAAUGUUUGUGGUCCUGAUACUGGGCAGAGUAGCCAGUCGAUAAUAUUAGCUGGUUCUGGUUUUGCUGAUGGUGAUGAGGAAGGGGAUGAAAUGCAGAGGGUGAUGGAGCAAGAGGACGAGGAUGGAUUGGUGGAGGAACUGGAUUCUGAAAAUUCUGAGGAUGAAGUGGAGGUACCGAUUCCUUCUGCAUGGGAGCAGGACAUAUCCACUGGCCUUACGGUCAACGAUGGCCAUGAGACUCCAUGGCAGUAUAAUCUGAACCAAGUACAGAUAGGGGCUAUGUUUGAUACAAAGAAAAAAUUGAAGUAUGCGGUGAUAAAGUGGGCUAUGUCUACGCAGAGGGUUUUUCGGACACACAUAUCAAGUCCAACAAACUAUACCGUGAAAUGUGUUGAAACAAGUUGUCCUGGGAAGGUGCACGGGCAUGUGCCGAAGUAUGACAUCCAUUGGGUUGUCACCAUUGUCGUCCCACAUAAUUGUGUGAGGAAGAACCUGUUGGUGAAGCAUCCGAACCUGACUUCAAGUCUCAUUGCGCAACUCAUGUAUACUGAGAUAGUAGAGAAGAAAGAUAUGGAAGCAAAACACAUCCAGACAGCAGUGAAGGUCAGAUGGAAUUAUGUCAUUCCUUAUGGGAAGGCUUGGAGGGCUAAGCAGAAGGCUAUGGAGGAAAGGUUUGGGACGUUCUUCGACUCAUAUGAUAAUGUUGUCCGUCUCCUGGGCAUACUGAAGGAGAGGAAUCCCGACACUUAUGUGAAUCUACAACACAUGAGGUUGCUGAGUAUACCAGAUUUCAAGGUGUUGAAACGAGUGUUCUUCUCUUUUGGUAUGUGCAUCGAAGCUUUCCGGCAUUGUCCUCCUGUUAUGUUUGUGGAUGGUACAUUCCUGACCGGUCAGUAUAGAGGGCAAAUUCUGAUUGCUAUUGGUAUGGACGGGAACAAUCAAAUCAUCCCACUUGCCAUGGCAUUUGUGGAGGGUGAAAACUUUCUCAGCUGGGUAUGGUUCUUCCGCCAAGUGAAAAUUGCCAUCGUGAAGGACCGACCAAACGUGUGUGUCAUUCAUGACAGACAUGCUGGUAUAUUGAAGGCCGUGAAGACACUUCGUAAUCCAACAGAUGACGAACCAACACCUUGGAGGGACUUGCAGAGCCGGUGGUGCAUGCGCCAUCUUGGGGCUAAUUUUUUCUCACAGUUCAAGAACAAGCGGUUGAUGAACUUGUUCAGAAAAUUAUGCAAGCAGAGCCAACAGCGCAAAUACGAAUUUAUUUGGUCAAAACUAGAUAAGUUUAAGAAGCAGGUCCGUGCGAGGAAGAAAAUGGAAGAAGAUCAAGUUAAAUUAGCAGCACUCAUCGCGGAGCUAGAGGUGCCAGUAGGUCUUUGUGACUUGCCAGUAAUUGACCCUCCUAAUACUAAGAGAAAGAAGGGAAGAGCAAUAAAGAAUUUUUCUGAGUGGAUAGAGAAAGAGCCUCCAGUGAAUUGGUCUUUGCUGCAUGCCACACAUGGAGCUAGGUAUGGCCACAUGACAAUCAAUCUUGCAGAGGUGUAUAACUUUGUGCUGAGAGGGAAUAGAGUAUUGCCACUCACAGCUAUUGUGGAGGCUGUAUUCCACGGCACUUUGAGAUAUUUUAGAGAAAGGUACGAGUUAGCAAAGAAGCAUAUUGAAGAUAAUCAGAACACACCUUAUUGUAGCCGUGUCAUGAAAUACAUGGCAAAGAAGAUAGAGAAAGCAAAGAAGCACACUGUCAGACUCAUAGGGAAUCAAGAAAGGAGGUAUGAGGUUCAGCUUCCUACCGAUGGUUUUGGUUCUGGAAAUGAGGUGAAGACACACGAGGUAAAAAUUGGAACGGAAUUUUAUCCAACGUGUGAGUGUACAUGCAACAAACCGAAGUUGUUGCACCUACCUUGCUCUCAUGUGUUGGCUGCCUGUGGCCAGAUUGAGUUGGAUGCUAUCUCCUUCGUGUCCCCAUACUUUUUAAAAGAGGCAGUGCUCAACACCUGGACAGGCGAGAUGACAGGGUUUAGAGUCGUCGGCAAUUUUAACAAGGUAAACGACGGUGAGAGAGUAUACAUCCCGCAUCCAGACCUUCGGCGAACAAGUAGGGGCAGACGAAAGGCCCGUCGCAUCCGGAACGAUAUGGACCGGUCUGAAGCUGGUGGAGCAACCAGGCAAUGUUUGUUAUGCGCGGCUUAUGGGCAUAGGAUGAAAUAUUGUCCCGACCUGAACAAAGAUGGUGCUUCCGUAUCGACGAGUGCUUCCACAUCGACGGCUGCGACAACAAGAGCAAGAGGCGGACGUGGUCGUGGCAGUCGAGGCCGAAGGGGCAGACGAGGAAGAAAUAACUCACAAGCUAUAUAAUGUGUCGUAGGGCGAACGAGGAAGAAAUAACUCACAGGACUAUGUUUUAAUUUGUAAUAUGUCAGGACUAUGUUUUAAUUUGUAAUAUGUCAGGACUAUGUUUUAAUUUGUAAUAUGUCAGAACUAUGUUUU